GUGUGCGGUAUAAUCACGCCAUGGAAUUACCCGCUAAUGAUGGUGUCCUGGAAAAUGGCCGCCUGUUUGGCCGCCGGCAACACAGUUGUCCUAAAACCGGCUCAAGUCUCUCCGUUGACUGCCCUUAAAUUGGCCGAACUAUCGGUUUACGCGGGUUUCCCUCCGGGUGUGAUCAAUAUCCUUCCGGGCACGGGCUCUGUGUGCGGUCAGGCCAUCGCCGACCACCCGCUCGUACGUAAACUGGGUUUCACGGGCUCGACGCCCAUCGGACAGACAAUCAUGAAAUCGUGCGCCGAGUCUAACAUGAAGAGAGUGUCACUAGAAUUGGGCGGAAAGUCGCCGCUAAUCAUCUUCAACGACGCCGAUCUCGACCGCGCCGUACGUCACGCCAUGGGCGCCGUCUUCUUCAACAAAGGUUCGCAUAAAUAUAAACACACUGUCAAUGAGUUUGCGGCCAAUAAUUGUAUGGUUAAAACUAUAGGCGAGAACUGCAUAGCGGCCGGACGUCUAUUCGUCGAGCAGUCAAUUCACGACCAAUUCGUGAGUCGAGUGCUGGAGGAGACCAAGAAGAUCAAGAUCGGCGACCCAUUGGAUCGGUCGACAUCGCACGGCCCCCAAAACCACCGUGCUCAUCUCGAAAAACUGGUCGAAUACGCGCAGAUCGGGGUGAAAGAGGGUGCCAAACUGGUGUACGGGGGCGCGCAGGUGGACCGCCCCGGCCUGUUCUUCACGCCCACUAUAUUCACGGCCGUUACGGACGACAUGUAUAUCGCGCGCGAAGAGUCUUUCGGCCCGAUUAUGAUUGUCAGUACGUUUCCCGACGGCGAUGUGGACGGAGUGUUGCGUCGGGCGAACGCCACUGAGUUUGGUUUGGCCUCCGGAGUGUUCACUCGCGACAUAUCCAAAGCCCUGUACGUCACGGAGAAGGUGAACGCCGGCACCUGUUUUGUGAACUGCUAUAACAAGACCGAUGUCGCGGCGCCUUUCGGUGGAUUCAAACAGUCCGGUUUCGGCAAAGACUUGGGACAGGAGGCCCUCAAUGAGUACCUCAAGACCAAGACUAUUACCAUUGAAUAUUAG
Molecule: messenger RNA, 1080 nt
Organism: Medioppia subpectinata
Lineage: Eukaryota; Metazoa; Arthropoda; Arachnida; Sarcoptiformes; Oppiidae
Source: the annotation of a GenBank genome assembly